AACGUGCCCAGAGCUGCUGAGACUGGUGCCUGAUUAGACCAAUCCUGGCUGGACAGAAGACAUAGAGGGAACUGCACCAGGUUCUGAAGUUAAAGUUCUCCAGCAGAGUGACAUCAUGGCGUCACGCGCAUCUCAAAAUCUCAGGAUUGUGCUGUUUGGGAAAAGUGAUGAUCCAAAGACAACACUCGGCAACUUUAUCCUCGGUAACCAAGACUUUGAUUCCCAGAAAUGUAACCCAGUCAAAGACUGUGUGGCCAUCUGUAGAGAGUGGAGAGGAAAUUCUCUAACAGUGGUGAAAACGCCAGACAUCUUUAGUCUGUCUGUAGAAGCAUUCAGAGAAGAGCUGAAGAACUGUGUGACUCUUUGUCAUCCUGGACCAAAUGUUCUGCUGCUGUUAUUGGAACCUUCAGAUUUCACUGAGAGGAACAGAAAAACACUGAAGUUCAUCCUGAGUCUGUUUGAUCAAGAUGCCUUUAAAUACUCCAUGGUCAUCAGCACACAUGAGGGGGAAGAAACAAAUUUCUCUAUCUGGAAGCUCUGUAAAGAUUGUGGAGGACAACACUACAACAUGGUUAAAAAUGACCGCAGACAGUUAAUGGAGAAGAUUGAGAACAUUGUGCAUGACAACAAAGAAGCCUUCCUCACCUUCACUGAAGAGCCCAUCAGAGCAGCUUUAAACCUGGUCCUGUGUGGGAGGAGAGGAGCAGGGAAGACUUCAGCAGCCAAGGCCAUUUUAGGUCACACAGAGCUUCAUUCAGUCUCCAGCUCAUCAGAGUGUGUUAAACAUCAGGGAGAGGUGUGUGGACGUUGGGUUUCCCUGGUGGAGCUGCCUGCCUUGUAUGGAAAACCUCAGGAGGCAGUGAUGGAGGAAUCAUUCAGGUGUAUCUCCCUCUGUGAUCCUGAGGGCGUCCAUGCCUUCAUCCUGGUCCUACCUGUGCGUCUCCUCACUGAUGAAGACAAGAAAGAGUUAGAGACCAUCAGGAACACAUUCAGCUCUCGAGUCAAUGACUUCACCUUGAUCCUGUUCACUGUGGAGUCAGAUCCUACAGCUCCAGAUAUUGAUUAUGUAAGACAGAACAGAGAGAUCCAGGAGCUCUGUCAGAGCUGUGGAAGAUAUGUUGUCAACAUGAAGAACAAGCAGCAUAUCGCUGAGAUGUUGGACAUUGUGGACAAACCAUGCAGCUACACAACAGAGACAUUUGCGCAUGCCCAAAUAGAGAAGAUCAUUCAACAGGAGAAAUGUAUCAACAUGCAACAAGAUGAACUUCAAAUGCUGAAAAAGAGUGAUGAAGAGAAGCAGAGCCCAGAGUGUCUCAGGAUUGUGCUGAUAGGGAAGACUGGCUGUGGAAAGAGUUCUUCAGGAAACACCAUCCUAGGAAGGAAGAAGUUUAAAGCUGAAUUAAGUGGAAAAUCAGUCACCAAACGUUGUCAGAAAGCAGUGGGUGAGGUGGACGGUCGUCCUGUUGCUGUGGUCGACACUCCUGGUCUGUUUGACACAACUUUGUCCCAUGAAGAGGUUAAUGAGGAGAUGGUGAAAUGCAUCAGUCUUCUGGCUCCAGGACCACAUGUCUUCCUGUUGGUGUUACAUAUCGGCAGAUUAACACCAGAGGAGAAGGAGACAUUAAAACUCAUCAGGGAAGGCUUUGGGAAGAAUGCUGAACAGUUCACCAUCAUUCUUUUAACUGGAGGAGAUAAACUGAAACAUGAGGAGAUGACGAUUGAGGAAUACAUUGAAGAAAGAUGUGAUGACUCCUUUAAGAAGCUGAUUGCUGACUGUGGAGGAAGAUACCAUGUGUUCAAUAACUAUGAUAAACACAACCACAAACACGUCAGUGAGCUGAUAACCAAGAUUGACACCAUGGUGAAGACAAAUGGAGGGAGCUGCUACACUAAUGAGAUGCUGCAAGAGGCCGAGGCAGCUAUAAAGAAAGAAGUGCAGAGGAUCCUGAAGGACAAGGAAGAAGAGAUGAAGAAGGAGAGGGAGGAGCUGAGAAGAAAAUAUGAAGAGGAAAUGCAGGAAAUUAAAAGAAGAAUGAAAAAACAGAGAGAAGAGAUUGAACUUGAGAGAAAAAAGAGAGAAAAACAACUUGAGGAAUACAUCAGUAAGGAGCUUGACAGAAGAAAGAAGGAACAAGAAAGAAGAGAAAAAGAAGAGCGGGUGAUGAAAAGACACGAAGAAUUACUGCGAGAAGAUUGGGAAAAACAACUUAAAGCUUUGCAGAUGAAAAUAGAAAAACAAGAAUCUGAGUCAAAGGAAUUGAUUGACAGAAAGCUGAGGCAGAAAAUGGAGGAGAUGAAAGCAAAAGAAGAUGCUGCGGAAAAAGAACGAAAAGAGUGGUGGAAGAAAAGAGAAGAGGAAAAUAAGCAGAGGCAAGAGGAAGACCACAACAUGAUUGAAAAGCUAAAGGAAAAAUUUGAAAACGAAAGAAAAGAAGAGGAUCGAAUCAGAAGAGAGCAGGAGGAAAAAGAGCGAAAUAAAUUGAAGGAAGACUAUGAGAGAUCCCUGAUGGAUAUGAAGGAGACAUCUGAAGAAAUGGCCAGAAAGAAAGCGGAGGAAAUGAAUAAAUUCAGAGAGCAAUGCACGAAGGAGUUGAAAGAGCGUGAGGAACAAAUGAAAGCCAAAGAUGAACAGUAUGACAUCCUAAAGGCACUUUCAGCUCAGAGUGAAGAACAACUGAAGAAAAAACUAAGAGAGAUAAAUGACUUAGUGAAGUGUGUCACCAAGAAAAGACAAAAUAUGAAAAAAGUCAGUGACUUGCUGAAAAAACAGGAACAAGAAAUGAAGAGUGCGAGGAGUCUAAAGGAAGAGGAAGAUCUGCUGAGAGCCCAUGAAAAACAAAUAAGUGACUUGAUACAGGAACUUCUGAAAGACCUGGACAGACCAGCUUGGUGCCGCACCUCGUAACAGAUUUUAAUUUGUAGCCAUGCUCAAGACUUGGCUCUAUGGAUGGCAGUGUCAGUCUGUCCACCACCACGGUCCAGACUGAAAGAUUUUAACAACGAUUGGGUGGCUUGCCAAAAAAUCAUCCAUGACAUUCACGAUCCCCAGAAGAUGAAUCCUACUGACUUUAAUGAUCCUCUGACUUUUCCUUCAGCACCAUCAGCAGGUUGACAUUUUCUGUUUUUUAGUUAAAUAUUUCUACUGGAUGGAUUCAUCAUCAUCAUCAUCAUCAUCAUCAUCAUCAUCGUGUCCCUCCAGGAUGAAUCCUAAUAACUUUAGUGUUCCUCUGACGUUUCAUCUAGCGCCAUCAUCGGGUCAACAUUUGAAUGUGUCCAAUACUUGGUUCAUGACCACGGCCUAGUUUCUCCUUUCGUCCGUGGACUUUGGUUUAACGUGGUUAUAAAGGACUCAACAUAUGAAAAUAACCAAACAAUGAAGGUUUGCUUCCUUGAUUACGUAUCAGUACCUUUGUUUUGUUUUUAUUUCAUGUACUCAACAUCUGCACGAGGGCGCUAAGAGACACAGUGACUAAAUGUUGAAGUCUUGUCUAUUUAAUGAUAAAUCAGGCUUUUAAUGCUAAAUAAUUCACUAACUAGAGUAAAACAUCCAGGAAGCCGCUGAGAAGGCUUCCGGUGGCUCUGGAGUAAGAGGGGUGACGAAUGGCACAGUUAGCUACCUGGACACAAGGAAGAGGGUGUCUGAAGAUAAGACCCGAAACACCCAAUGAUGCCAGGUCCUUCACUGAUGAUGUGUCCAGGCUGCACCGUGAGGUGUAUUAUAUAACCAUAACACAGUCAAAAACGUAUUACAAUCCAAACCUACACAAACUUCAUGUCACCUUGACGACUUAAUCUCCUUUUUACUACUACUAUACACUGUUAAACAUAAACAGAAGCUGUUGUGUGAUCUUGAAUAUCACCAUAACCUGUAUAAUAUGUCAUAUCAACACAGACGUCUUUACCAAAUAUAAGUAUGUGCUUAAGUGGCUCUGACAUGUAGGAACAUGUUUAAGAUGGAAGUGAAAUGAAACGUGCAGAAGUUCCAUUGUUUCACUACAUGUCAAAUCAGAAUGGAUGCUUUAUAUCUGAUGAUAUCAAUUAAAGUCAUAAUUCAGGUCAAUCAUUAAUCAGGUUCUGUGUUUAAUCUUUGAUUUUGUCUGUUUAUCAUUAUAAAAGAUGAAUAAAGUGUUUCCCUGUA
Epinephelus fuscoguttatus (brown-marbled grouper) is the source of this 4138-nucleotide messenger RNA. Its product is annotated as GTPase IMAP family member 8-like. The transcript is spliced from 4 exons. The record is from RefSeq and is a predicted model, not a curated record. Bases 116 to 2905 code for a protein of 929 amino acids. Gene Ontology annotation, molecular function: GTP binding. NCBI's taxonomy places the organism in Eukaryota, Metazoa, Chordata, Actinopteri, Perciformes, Serranidae.